GUUCACUGUACAGCGCUUUCUCUCUCUUGUUCUCUCUCCCUCCCUCCCUCUAACACACACAGCUUUUUCAGUUUAUAUCCUGCCAAAGCCGACCGAGGCUGUUUCGCCCCAAAAAAGAAAACAUAAAUUAAGUGAUAAAAAUUGAAAAUUUGGAACAAAUAUCAUCAAGGAUUGGAUAAAUUUUCUGACAUUUUUCGUAAUAUCGGCAUUGAUUUGGAAUUAGGGAUUUCAUUGUUAGUUUUUGCUAGUGGCGAGGCGGUGGGAAGGGGAGAAGGUAGGGUUUUGGUAACGAAAAUGGGGGGUGAGGCGUAUAAGACGGCGGACGGGGUUGCGAAGGAGGAGGAGGUGGAGGUGGAGGAGGAGAGGCGUAGUGGGGAGGAAAUGGUGGCGGUAGUUGACGGGCAAAAGAAGAAUUCAACUGUGGGGCAGUUACCACAGCCGAUGAAGAUAGUGGUCGUAGGUUAUGCUCUUACUUCCAAAAAAAUUAAGAGCUUUUUGCAGCCAAAAUUGGAAGGCAUAGCUAGGAAUAAGGGGAUACUCUUUGUUGCUAUUGACCAGACAAAACCCCUUUCCGAUCAGGGCCCUUUUGACAUUGUGUUGCAUAAGUUAUCAGGGAAGGAGUGGCAGCAUGUUCUUGAGGAUUACAGGCAAACACAUCCAGAUGUCACAGUACUUGAUCCUCCAGAUGCAAUACAGCAUGUGUACAAUCGUCAAUCCAUGCUUGAAGAUGUUGCUGACUUGAAUUUGUCAGAUGCUUAUGGCAAAGUUGGUGUUCCAAGGCAACUUGUUAUCAAGAAAGAUCCUUCUUCAAUCCCAGAUGCUGUUAACAGUGCUGGAUUAAGGCUACCUUUAGUUGCAAAGCCUUUGGUUGCAAAGUCACAUGAACUGUCGCUGGCUUAUGACCAAUACUCUCUGAAGAAGUUAGAGCCGCCACUUGUUCUACAGGAGUUCAUUAAUCAUGGUGGUGUCCUCUUUAAGGUUUAUAUUGUUGGAGAAGCAAUUAAGGUUGUCAGGCGUUUCUCAUUACCUGAUGUCAGUAAACCUGAGUUGUUAAAGAAUGCUGGUGUCUUCCGCUUUCCAAGGGUUUCCUGUGCUGCAGCUACUGCAGAUGAAGCGGAUCUAGAUCCAUCUGUUGCAGAGCUUCCUCCGCGACCAUUACUUGAGAAGCUUGCUAGGGAACUGCGUCGAAGAUUGGGUCUUCGGCUUUUCAAUUUAGACAUCAUCCGAGAGCAUGGAUCAGCAGACAAAUACUAUGUCAUAGACAUCAACUACUUUCCUGGUUAUGGGAAAAUGCCAGAAUAUGAGCAUAUAUUCACAGAUUUUCUCCUGAGUCUAGCAGGGAGCAAGUAGAGAUGAUGACUGCGCUGAAAGCUUGGGAAGCAGCUUUUGAGAGAGAGUGCUUAUCAGCAAAGCUGUACAACUCGAAGAAAUUCCCAACUGUACAUGUGGUGGACUCCAUGCUGCUGCAAAGCAGUUCCUAUGCUGGAAAUUUGAAGGAGAUUUUCCAAGUUAUCUUCUGAUCCUGCUAGCGUAGAGGGAAGAAUUUGGCUGAUCCAGCUUGUACAGUCCUAAUUAACCAACCACCUUAGCCAUUGCUAUCUGUUGAUCUCUUUUUGUAUUUUUGAUUUCUUCUUAUUCUUCGGUUUACAUUCUCUAUUAUGUAUUAUCUAAUUUGGAGUGGGCGGCCAAUGCUGCACAACUGUAUAUCCUUUUAGUGGAAUGUAUACGUCUUUCUAAGUUU
Molecule: messenger RNA, 1741 nt
Organism: Coffea eugenioides
Lineage: Eukaryota; Viridiplantae; Streptophyta; Magnoliopsida; Gentianales; Rubiaceae
Product: inositol-tetrakisphosphate 1-kinase 3-like
Exons: 10
Coding region: 295-1350 (351 amino acids)
Biological process (GO): inositol trisphosphate metabolic process
Cellular component (GO): cytoplasm
Molecular function (GO): inositol-3,4,5,6-tetrakisphosphate 1-kinase activity; inositol-1,3,4-trisphosphate 6-kinase activity; ATP binding
Source: RefSeq, a predicted model, not a curated record